Argiope bruennichi is the source of this 2602-nucleotide messenger RNA. RefSeq lists its product as uncharacterized. The transcript is spliced from 5 exons. The record is from RefSeq and is a predicted model, not a curated record. NCBI's taxonomy places the organism in Eukaryota, Metazoa, Arthropoda, Arachnida, Araneae, Araneidae. The coding region runs from base 359 to 2539 and encodes 726 amino acids.
GUCUGCACGCACAGCUGUUCUGAGUCACGGACUAGAUAGCCAGCAGGAAGAGAGGACCUGCUCUCACAUAUGGGAUUCCCUCAGUAUGAUCUCACGAUUUUACCAGUUCGCUCAAUGGAUUUAACUCGUUCGCUUGGAUUUAUGAUAACAAAGGAAAUCUGAAAAGGUGAAAAGUUUGCCAGCUUUUCGGGAAAUACAAUUAUAAAUAGAUAUAAGCCAGCCAAGUUUUCUUUUUCUUUCCUUCAUCUGCAAAGGAUAUCGGGCAAUGAUUGGAUAAUAUAUUGCUAGAAAUAAUGGAUAGCAGCUGUUUCGUUAUUUUUGAAUACAAUUCUGUCUGAAGCAAAAAUAGAAAUGUCUGAUGCUAAAGAAAACGAUUAUUUCAAGCAAUAAAAAAAAAUCAGACGAAAUGGCGGAAACCAAAGAAGCCAAGAUGGCGGUGAACGGACCCAUUUUCUUCCUCAUUCAGGAGCAAGCCAAGUCUGUUGUUGCCAUACAGGCUCUGCAGACUCGAAUGGCAGUCCUUGAAAGCCUUCAAGAACGGUUAAUGCAAGCUAUUGAUGACGUCCAUUUACACCUUGCGUCCAAAGAGACCAAGACCCAUUCGAAUUCUUCGAAGUCUUCAGCAUGUUGCGAGCCUUCGAAAUCUCCUACAAUCAGCGUUCCAAACAGUGAAAAAAAGCUGAGAUUCGUCGAAACUGGACACAACAUUGCUGGAACUGAAACUGUUCAUAAAAGCGAACUAUCCAAGAGUGAUAGUCUGAACAAAGACAGUGGUAUCGGUGGUAGUGAGUGCAGCCUAGCGCCUACGGAGGCAGCCAACAUUCCCGAUGAGGAGGACGAACUUUUGCAACUUCUGGAUUUGAUAGACCAGAAGAGUUUAGAGCUUCUUAAGCAGAUUGAAGGUCGUGGAGUGCAAGACACCGACAAACCUGUAUUGAAAAUGGAAGAAGGAUCGAAGGCUCUGUUGCUUGACAAUCUUUUACAUGAAAAGGUUAACACUCAACGACAACUAUCCGAAGUGAAAGCCGAGCGAGACGAGCUGAGGCGCCGAUUGGCUAAGCUGGAACUUGCCACUGAAGCUGUGAAUAAACAGAAACUUAAAGUGCAAGAGCAGUUGGAUGCUACUCUCAUGGAAAACAAAAGCCUUCAGGAAAAAAUACACAAAACCAGUGAAUUCAGUCGGAAAACUGAGUCAUUAAGCUAUCUUGCUGACAUUGAACGCGCUAGCAUUAAACGAAAGUACAUGGAGUACAGCGAAAGAAGUCGGAUGAAAGUAUCUGCUAUCCUAAAAGAAGGAAAUGUGUUGGAACUACAAAAGCAGUUACUUUCAUAUGUCAUGGAAAAUGACAUUUUGAGAGCCAAACUUCAUCAAGACGAGCCAUCAAAAAUUGGUAAGUGGUUGAAAAUAGAGACGCAGCUAAGGAAAGAGUUGAAAGAAACUAUUGAAGAAAAUCAGCACCUUAAAGAAGUCUUACAAUCAAAGGACUUGGAAAUAGCUUCCCUUAAAGACAAAAUUAGAGUUUUGGAAGAAGGUGAAGACGAUUCUUGUGUCAAAAACUUCGGAAUGGGUAGCACAGAAGAUUGGAGAGAGCCUGGAGUUUACAACAAGCGCUCCAAUCUAAAUACGAACUCACCAUUUUCGCCUUUGGGAUAUGGUGAUUUCUCUAAAACUCAAAGUCUUCCUGCUAUCCUUCUCUUAGGCGCCCAAGCAAAGCUUAAGGAACAGGAUAGCAUGCGCGGCAACUAUGAUCACAUUUAUGAUACAGGUAGCUUUACAGAAAUACCGUUGAACCACAGCUACCAAUCUGGACAACCAGCUGAUAAUUCGAGCCAUCAAAGUGCUUAUUCAAAGGACCUUGUAGAUCUGAACUCCCCACCUGAGCCUAGUUUCUCAUCUACUUCCACACUAGUGAAUUCCAACUGUUCAAACCGGCCAAUUUUACAUUCCGGAGUAUCUGCUCCCAACUUGAGUGGUACGUGCAACCACGAAACGAUUCAGAACUGGGUUUUCGCCCCUCGCAAGUCUGCUGCUGUAGUUUCGAGUGAAACCGAUAUUGUGAGUGGUGCCAAGCUGGUAAAUGGCCAUCUUUGUUGGAAAGGAACGACUAAAUUAUCGAAUUCCAAUUUAUCCGUAUCGGAGGACAUAUCUAGUAUCUGCACGGAAUUUGAUCCGUUAAGUGAAGAUAAUCCUUCCUGUGAAAAUUUUGUGGAUUCUUUAAAUCUGUCCAUACCCUUAAAGCCCACCCAAGUAGCUAUAUCUCAACUGUCAUCCAUUGGAGACAGUUUGCAUAGCAAUAGCCUCGACAUGGGCUGUAGUUCCUCGCCUGUUUUGUAUCAGGAUACGCGGAAAGUACACAAUGCGAGGUCCGUUGAUGGUAUUCGUGAACUUUUACUUGAAAAUGGUUAUUGUAGAAAGAUUCCCACAUCCCAAUAUGGACAUUCCACUAUUGCACCAAUAAUCCUUGGGAAAUCUGGUCGGCACUUACCUGUUAACAUAAUUAAAUGCAUGCAUGAAAAUUCUGAUUACUCUCUGUUGUGAUAACUAUUUAGUAGAUGGUGAAGAAGGAAUUGUUUAAAGUUUUAUUUAUGCCUAUGUUGGACC